This is a messenger RNA of Megalobrama amblycephala (Wuchang bream), 1157 nucleotides long. RefSeq names its product radial spoke head component 9 (gene rsph9). Lineage: Eukaryota; Metazoa; Chordata; Actinopteri; Cypriniformes; Xenocyprididae. The transcript has 5 exons. Gene Ontology annotation, biological process: axoneme assembly; motile cilium assembly; cilium movement involved in cell motility. The record is from RefSeq and is a predicted model, not a curated record. Gene Ontology annotation, cellular component: radial spoke; axoneme. The coding region runs from base 139 to 990 and encodes 283 amino acids.
UUUUGUUUACCUUAGCAACCACAGAGUCAUUGGAGAGUGAGUGUGAUUAGCUUGCUAGCAACAGCUUUCUAACAAACAAAAUAAAUACAAGUAUUAAUUUCAAUUCUUUUGUAAAUAUACAUUUGGCAGUGAAUAGAGAUGGACUCCGAUUCUUUGCAUUACUCCUUGGAUUUAGCUGCUGGAAAUGGUUUGACUCUAAGCAGUGAGCAGAGAGCUGCUCUUCAAACCUCUCUGGUCAUACUGAAGAGAAACUACAAAUUCAGCCAGGUUUUAUUUUGGGGAAAGAUUUUGGGGAUAAAAUGUGACUAUUUUAUUGCUCAAGGAGUUGAAGAGGAUAAAAUGAGGAACAAAAAGUCUUUGUACAGUUUAAAUUGCAUAGAUUGGCACCUGUUGCCCCAAGCCACCAAGUCCAUGAUUGCAGACGUGGCAUUAGCAGCACAGGGGCGAUUCACGGGCGACCCGUCCCAUGAGUACGAGCACACAGAGACGCGCACUGAGGGUGAGGGGGACGAAGCCACGGAGGUUGAGGUCACGGUGAAAGUGAAUGAGGCGAGUCGAUUGGCCACGACCGUGUCAAACAUCGAUAAAGAAGUGUCUGUAGUGCCACGUGGUGCGUUCGCUAAGAGUCCCAGUGGCAAAGUGCAGAUAAACCGAAGCUUUGGAGGUCUACAUCCCACUGAGGCUGCGAAACUUCACAACUACCUGCACUUUCGUGAGCCGGUUAACCUGAAAAAGAAGUCCAUCUUAGAAAUGUCUGAACUGAACCCUGCUCUCGACUUCCUAGAUCCUUUGAGUGAGGACAUUCCCAAAGUGUGUGUUCUUCAUGCAGGGUCAUGGAGCCUGCAGCUUGAGCGUGGCGGCACUGUGUGUGUGUUACGCAGUUUGCUCUGGAUGGGUCUCACCUUCUUUCAUGUUCCCCAGACCCCUCAGCAUGGGUACAUCUACAUGGGAGAUGGACUUAUGAACCUGGACCUGCCCUUUAUGUUAUAGCAGCCAAACUGACUUCUGAAGCACAAUCUACUUGUUUUUGGCACCACAUUUUAAAGACAGCAAAAGCUUCAAUCUCUCUUUAAGUGUUAACGUGUAAUCAAGCUUACUUCACUGUAAUUUUCUUUACUGUCAGGAAAACAUAAACACAUCAACAUGUUUGGAAAGUU